Molecule: messenger RNA, 639 nt
Organism: Protopolystoma xenopodis
Lineage: Eukaryota; Metazoa; Platyhelminthes; Monogenea; Polystomatidea; Polystomatidae
Source: the annotation of a GenBank genome assembly
AUGUUUUUGAAGGCGAAGCUCCCCACACUCAAUGAUAGAGAGGCCCAGUCGUCGGUGAAUCCACAAGAAGGGCUUACUGUACACCAGCGGCCGCCGAUUUCUUCGCGUAAGAAAUCUGGCCACUUGGGAAGAAACACCUCCCUUUCCGGGCCUGGCCGACCCGCAGCCGUCCUGCCUUCAGCCGCUGCUUCUCCGUCGUCAUGUGGAAUGUCCUCGACUGUGGGCGCGGUGUCCGAGGAUAGCGGUUGUGCGGAAGACCAGCAGUUGGCAAGUCAUGUGGCCGUGCUCCGGCUGCUGGAACCUGGCGAGCGUCUGAAUGUGAUGUACCGAUGUGCCAGAAUCGCUGGGCUUGACGUUCAUGAGGGCCUCUUGCUGUUCGGCAGGGCCUGCUUCUACCUCAUCGAUGGAUAUACUUUAGUGAAUACUCGUGAGAUCGUAGAAAUUGACGCUCUCCCAUCGGGCGUUGUACAUGAGCCGAUUCUGCCUUGCAUCAGUCAACUCUCCACUGCCUCGACGGGUUCGUCGGCCAUCCCAAACACAGACGAAUUCGUCCCUGGGAGAGGUGCGAUGACUUGGAAUACCAGCAGCCUCCGGGCUUCUCGGCGGUGGGGCGCCUCACAGGUUUCUGGCAAGCAGUAA